Tachysurus fulvidraco (yellow catfish) is the source of this 3929-nucleotide messenger RNA. RefSeq names its product mesoderm induction early response 1, family member 3 a (gene mier3a). The transcript has 13 exons. Gene Ontology annotation, cellular component: nucleoplasm. Gene Ontology annotation, molecular function: transcription corepressor activity; histone deacetylase binding. Gene Ontology annotation, biological process: negative regulation of transcription by RNA polymerase II. NCBI's taxonomy places the organism in Eukaryota, Metazoa, Chordata, Actinopteri, Siluriformes, Bagridae. Bases 127 to 1695 code for a protein of 522 amino acids. The record is from RefSeq and is a predicted model, not a curated record.
CCGCCGUGCGUUUAAAAGCUUUCAACCAAUAACCAGCUAGCACACGAAUACGCUUAUUCUAUUGGUGCGUUGCGUCAAUACGGGCUCCGGUGUAAAAAGCCCGUUUAGUAUCUGAAAGGUACCAAUAUGGCGGAGGCUUCCUUGGGAAGUACAAGCCCAGUUGGCUCUUUGUCAUCGGAAGAUCACGAUUUUGACCCAACAGCGGACAUGUUGGUCCAUGACUAUGAUGAUGAGCACACUUUAGAGGAAGAGGAGAUGCGAGAAGGGGAGUCAAACGGGAGUUCGGAGAUAGCGGAUCUGGAGAAGGAGGGGAACAUGCCAUUGGAAGAGCUGCUUGCUUUGUAUAGGUACGAAUCAUCAGUCAGCACGCUCGGGUCGAGUGCGGACAGCUCUUCAGUCGAACUGACGGACGAGUUACCAGACAUGACGUUAGACAAGGAGGAGAUUGCGAAAGAUCUGCUGUCUGGAGAUGAUGAAGAAACCCAGUCUUCUGCUGAUGACCUCACACCGUCAGUGACUUCGCAUGAAACGACAGAUUUCUUUCCCAGAACUCUUCGCUCCAACACUAUUUAUGACGGAGAUAAAGAGUCUGAAGGCGAGGAGGACGGUCUGAAUACAGAGGACUCUCGAAAGGAAAUAAUGGUGGGUUCUCUGUAUCAAGCUGAAAUUCCUCCCCUUACCUGUUAUAGUGAAGAUGAAAAGGUUUACGAGAAUGAAGAUCAGUUACUGUGGAAGCCUGAUGUACUACCAGAGUCAAAAGUGAAAGAGUUUUUGCUUGAAGCCAACUUUUCCUGUGGCGAUGGUGCUUUCAGGGAUCGAAAAGGUCUCGUUAAAGACAACGAACAGGCUCUGUACGAGCUUCUCAAAUGCAACUACAAUAUCCUUGAAGCGCUUGAAAGUUAUCGCAGCAAAGAAAAGUCAUCAAAGGAUGAAAUGCUCCCAUGGACUGAAGAAGAAUGCAGGAACUUUGAACAUGCACUUCUUUUGUAUGAGAAGAAUUUUCACCUUAUUCAGAAACACAAAGUCCACACAAGGACUGUGGCAGAAUGUGUUGCGUUUUACUACAUGUGGAAAAAGUCUGAACGUUUUGACUUCUUCGUCCAACAAAACCGGUUUGGAAAAAAGAAGUUCAGCAUCUACCCUGGUGUAACGGACCUAAUGGACCGACUGGUGGAUGAAGCAGAGGGACUGGUGGAUAGCUCAGGCUCUGUCUGCUCUAGCAGUAGCGGCAGGAUAGAGACCUCAGCCGACCAACAGCUUAAUAUCCUCAAUUCCAUUACUGCCAGUGACCUCUCUGCACUAACCAGCAGUGUGGCGUCAGUGUGCAAUCCCAGCGACGUGGGCUGCCUGGACUCAUAUAGUUUCUCACCACUCGAUGGCCUCCACCGUGCUUCCCUGAGCCACAGUGAGCCACUUGGAUUUUCCAGCAACGGUGAUGGAGACUGCCUUAACCUCCUUGACGCUGGUUUCUACCAUUCUGAGCUUGGGCAGCUGAACGUGUGCAAUGAGGAUUGCGAGAGGCCCCCUGCUAAGAGGCUAAAGAUGGGCUUGCCUGAGCCUUUCCUCAACGAGCGGAGCAUGGCCGUGGACUUCACCAGCACCAAAAUGGCCGUCUCCGUUACUGACUUCAGUGACUCGGGCAGUUACAUGGCAAGCCACACGCUACAUCAACACACAGCGCUGCAGUCAGAGUGAAAAAAUGCCUCACUCCACUACGGACCAUGUACAUAGCUGGUCACUGGAAAUUAUAUUCCUGUUUUGUUUUGAUCUUUUUUUUUUCUUUCUUUUUUUCUUUUAUGAUGUACAUUUGUGUAGAUAUGUACAGAAUCCUUUUUUACUAUGACAUCAGUGAUGUCUUAUUGUACAGACCUUAAUCUUGAGUUCUCAAGAGUUAAUAACAGCCAUUUAUUUUCAGUCCGUAAUAUUUUGGAAAGUGUCACAUGUCCUGUCCGAAUACUGUGGAAAUUGAACCCGCGAAUAUUUUAACGCCAGUUGUCCCCACAAGAAAAUGCAGAAACCUCCCCUACCCGAGUACCUUUCUAGCUAUUGGCCGUGGCGCGUUUUAAUAUGAGCGGUGCUGAGCAGUACCUAAGCCUUGUCAUGUAGCUGUUUUGUGCAGACUCUAAAAUGUUUCAAAAUGGUUUUAUUUGGAGCAAAAGACUUUUUAUAAGUGGAGCCACUGUGCCUCUUGAAGGAGCACUUCUGAGCUGCAGUUACCAACGAAUGUUCAUGAAAUGCAUUCAGGUGGCCCUGCGAUUAAGGUGUCAGACACUCCAUUUUGAGAGAAAUACACAUUACAGUUCCUUUAAAUGCUCCCUUUUAUAUCCAAUCAAUCAAGCUUUAUUACAGCUGUUACUUUGUACUUCUGUCAGUGAUCAGUAAUUAUCAUUUCUCCCACCAUAUUUGAGUACUUGUGGAUCUUUUCAAUGGUCAGACAGAAGGAAAACUUCCACAGUUCACGACACGUUUUCUUUGUCAUUUUGUUUAUAUGCUACAUUUUGCAUUCUGUUUUGUAGUUGUUUAUCACUUUGUGGGGGGGUAUUUAUUUGCUUUAAACACCAUUGGACUGCACAUUGAUCACUAAACCUGACGGCUUUAAAUUUAGCUGUACUCAUUUGAAUUUGUGAAAUUUGCUGGCACAUGUCCUUUUUUUGUUUUCGGUGUGUUCUGUUGCCAUGAGUGACUGCGUAUUUGCAUGGGAAUAUUUUAGCAGUAGAUGCUAGUGUUAUUUUUGAAUGUUUGUUUUGUUUGUUUUUUUAUUGAAUCGCUCAUCCCUGUACUCGAUUAUGUAUAUAUUUAUAUUAAGUACAUCGUGUGGCCCCGGGUUAUCCUGGUCACUGCCAGGAUCUUUUUCUUUCUUUCUUUUUCUUUUCCUGAGGAAGUGGAAGGUCGUACUACUAGAUAUCGAAAUGAUCCACAGAGCGAUCAUGCUAAAUUGAUCUAUGCAUUUAUUACAGUACUUUCAAAUUGCACGUGGUUCUAAAUUAUUUGAACAAACCAAUAGUCUUUAAAUAUAAUCUUUCAAGCCACAUAUCGAUAGAACGUCUACCCUCAUUCAGUGAGCUCUGCCCUUCAUGUCUCAUGCUCACACGAUCAUGCGUGUUUACCUCAAUCUGGUUUUUCUUUGUUCCUGAACUCCUGCGUACUCUCACAUGGCAAUAAUUUGUAAAUAUGUACAGAUGCGGAUGUAAAAACCUUCCCACAUUCUCUUCCUUGGCAAACAGACUUAAACUUGAAAAUUCUGUGCUUUUGAGUCUGUAACUUGAGUAUUCCACAGAAAUGCCUUUACUUGCUUUACCGUUUAGCCGAUUAUAUAUAAUAUACAAAUAUAUCUAUUUUUUUUUCUGUCGGAUUUGCUUUACAAGAGAUUUGCUUAAGAAGUUAUUUAUUUAUUUAUUCACUUACACUGCAAGUGGGUGUAGUGUGCUUGAGGAUCAGUACAUCAGUGAUACAGCAGUGGUCUGUGUGCAGGCGCAGCCAGUAGCUUCACCGGGAUUAGUGAAGUAGUUGAAUGUACAGUAUUACUACGUCUUAGGGGUUUACUGAACUCGUCUGAAAAAGAGAGAAUGUUUUGCUGGUUAAGGCACGACCCUAGUUUGCCGUUUUGCCUUAACGUUCAUUACUCAUUCAGAAACCUUGCAUGUUCAAUCUACCUGGAAAAAACACUUGCAGAAACAAUGGCCUCUCUGAGCGGUGGAUGUUUUCUAGACUAAAGUCUGAGGAUUUUUAAGAGAGAAAGAUUUGAGUAUGGUCUGUAACACUCAUCCUGUACUUGAGGCCAGAAUUCUCCAUUUUGUUUUUUUUUUUUUUUAGAUACUUGAAGGAUGUGCAUUGAUGCCAUUAUUUAAUACACUUAAAAAAAAAAAGUCCUGUAGGUUGUGCAAUUAAUUUCUCCUGUCCCUCCAAGGAUUAAACAAAGCUUUAGGAAA